Messenger RNA from Trematomus bernacchii (emerald rockcod), 1184 nucleotides. RefSeq names its product ubiquitously-expressed, prefoldin-like chaperone (gene uxt). The transcript is spliced from 6 exons. Bases 171 to 653 code for a protein of 160 amino acids. The record is from RefSeq and is a predicted model, not a curated record. Gene Ontology annotation, biological process: negative regulation of transcription by RNA polymerase II. Gene Ontology annotation, molecular function: transcription corepressor activity. NCBI's taxonomy places the organism in Eukaryota, Metazoa, Chordata, Actinopteri, Perciformes, Nototheniidae.
UCCGGUGCAGAUCCUUGUUUACUUCAGCAUGCUGUCCGUCUGUCUAACCGGACACUUUGUGGAUCAGUAAUGAAUCAAAAGCGUUAACGUUUACAGUAGUCAGACAAUCAGCCGGUUAACGGAGGAGGUUAUCUUCAUCACGGCGGGAUUUAAAGUGAAAAACAGAGAAGAUGUCUCCACCUCUGGAUGCUAAUGCUAAUGCUAACGUGGAUCCGAAGGUUCUGCAGUAUGAAAACUUUAUUCAUGAUGUUCUGAAGAAAGACUUACAGAAGGUGUUGGAACAGAGAGACUCGGUUUAUGAGAAGAUCUCUCAGUAUCUGCAGCUGAAGAACACCAUACAGAGUCUGCAGGAUACAGGUUGUCAGAAGCUGAAGACAGAUGUUGAUCUCGGCUGUAACUUCUUCGUCCAGGCUGAAGUGGAGGACUCGUCUAAGAUCUUUGUGGCGGUCGGUUUCGGCUUCUUUUUGGAGAUGACCCACGACGAAGCUCUGCGAUUCAUCGAGAAGAAGACGAGUCAGCUCACAGCCUUCACAGAGCAGCUCACCAAAGACUCGGCUAAGAUUAAAGCCCAUAUCCGCAUGGUGCUGGAGGGUCUCAGGGAGCUUCAGGGACUGUCGGACGAACCAGAAGACACAAGGAGAGAAAUUCAUUAGAUCUAUUAUCGGAUGUUGAACAACCAGAGGACUUUCAGAUAAAUAAACACAUAUAAUAUAAUGUGGCUGCUGCUGUUCCACAGACAAACAUCAGAGGAGGAGAGUGAACCCUCCACUUUAAUUAACUCUUCGUUCAGGGCAUUGCAACAAUGGUGAAAUGUUAUUAUGGUAUGUAGUACAAGAAUAAACAUGGACACUCAACAGAGAGGUGGCAAAGAUCGUGCAGGAAGUGAAUGAAAGUAAUAAAUCUCACUCGUAUUGUUCAAAACUGAAAUGUGAAGGCUUUAAACACAUUGAUGUCAUCGAGUGUGACUUAUACACUUACCUAGGAUUUCCUUAUUUCUGAAUAAAUGCCUAUUAAUCUACUUUAUUAAGAUGCUGCUUCCUCAGUAUCAAAGUAAUCCAGUGAUGUUAUUUGUACAUAUAUAGGUGCACUUUGAACAGGAGUUGCCUAAAAAUGUUCAGAAUACUUAUUGUGGAGACACUUCGACUAAAUAUAGAAAAUAUAGGCUAAUAAACAUGUCAAUUUUU